ACCCACCAUGGCUACCACCAUCAUCACCACACCCUCAAGAGAUAAUAAUAAUGAACCUGACUACGACAGCAGCUCCUCCUCCGUCACCACCACCACCACCCUCCCUGAAUCCACCCGCAGCUGGAUGAGCAACCUCAGCUUCAGCAGCCUCCGCCGCCAGAGCUCCGUCUCCGUUUUCUCCUCAUCCUCCGCCAUCACAGACACCCCUUUGUUUCUGACUUCUUCUUCUCUCCAAAGCAAGCCGCACAAGGCGAACCAAGUUGCAUGGGAGGCCAUGCAGCGGCUCCUGAGCCACCACGGGCGCGUGGGGCUCGACCACUUCCGGUUGCUGAGGCGGCUGGGGAGCGGCGACAUAGGGAACGUGUACCUUUGCCAGAUAAGGAACCCGGUGGUGGGGCUUCCGCAGUGCUUCUACGCCAUGAAGGUUGUGGACAGAGAAGCACUUGCCAUAAGGAAGAAGCUUCAUAGAGCGGAGAUGGAGAAGGAGAUUCUUGGAAUGCUUGAUCACCCUUUCUUGCCAACUUUGUACACUCAGUUUGAAGCUUCUCACUACUCUUGCUUGCUCAUGGAGUUCUGCCCCGGCGGCGACUUAUACGCUGCUCGCCAACGCCAGCCCGGCAAGCGCUUCUCCAUUGCUUCCGCUAAGUUCUAUGGAGCGGAGACACUUUUGGCGGUAGAAUAUCUUCACAUGAUGGGGAUAGUGUACAGGGAUUUGAAGCCGGAGAACGUUCUGGUGAGGGAAGACGGCCACAUAAUGCUAUCGGAUUUCGAUCUCUCUCUCAAAUGCGACGUCGUUCCCAAGCUCCUAAGGACCAAAACUACCACCAGAUUGGAACGCACCAUUAAGUCCACAAAGACCAGAUCCUGCGCCACCGCACCCAUCCAGCCAGUACUCUCAUGCUUCUCACUAUCUUCAUCAAGAAACAAGAAACGUUCCCCGACCGUUACAACCGUCAUAACAGAAAACGCUAACCACGUUCAAGAACUCGAUCCAGAGCUCGUAGCGGAGCCAAUAGAAGCAAGGUCGAAAUCGUUCGUCGGAACGCACGAGUAUUUGGCGCCGGAAGUGAUCUUAGGUCAAGGCCAUGGCAGCGCCGUGGAUUGGUGGACUUUCGGAGUGUUCUUGUAUGAGAUGCUGUACGGAAGAACGCCGUUCAAAGGCGAGAAUAAUGAGAAGACGCUGUUGAAUAUUCUCAAGAUGCCGUUGGUUUUUCCAAGGAUUGCGGUUACUAGUAGCAAGGAGUAUGAGGAGAUGGUGAAGGUUCAAGAUCUUAUAAGCAAGCUUUUGGUGAAGAAUCCAAACAAGAGGAUUGGCAGUUGCAUGGGUUCUCUUGAGAUUAAGAGGCAUGACUUCUUUAAGCCUGUUAAUUGGGCUUUGAUUAGGUCUAUUAAGCCACCCGAGGUGCCUAAUCAUAUCAAUAAUAACAUCCUUAGGAGUAGGGUUUUCAUGCCUAGUAGAUUAACCAAGAAAGAAAGAGAUCAACCCUAUAAGCUUAGUCAUCAUCAUUUUGAAUACUUCUAAGAAUGUAAAUACUUUACCUCAACUUUUCUCACCACAUAUAUAUGUGUUUCUUCCUUAUCAUCAACAUA
Molecule: messenger RNA, 1590 nt
Organism: Arachis stenosperma
Lineage: Eukaryota; Viridiplantae; Streptophyta; Magnoliopsida; Fabales; Fabaceae
Product: protein kinase PINOID 2
Exons: 2
Coding region: 8-1522 (504 amino acids)
Biological process (GO): protein phosphorylation
Cellular component (GO): cytoplasm; nucleus; plasma membrane
Molecular function (GO): protein serine/threonine kinase activity; ATP binding
Source: RefSeq, a predicted model, not a curated record